This is a messenger RNA of Aspergillus niger, 1065 nucleotides long. RefSeq lists its product as uncharacterized. Bases 1 to 1065 code for a protein of 354 amino acids. The record is from RefSeq and is a predicted model, not a curated record. Lineage: Eukaryota; Fungi; Ascomycota; Eurotiomycetes; Eurotiales; Aspergillaceae. The transcript has 3 exons.
AUGGCAACAGAUUCACUUCCCACAAGUCUGUCCCAUGCGUUAGGCUCUACGCUCUUGAGCACGCGUCAAUGUGUCGUGCAACUUCCCUCAGAUAUCGCGGUCGGCUCUGUUAUUAUUGGUGGAUUUACAGCCUGCAUUAUGACCAAAUAUGCUCUCCAUCAUGCCUCCCAACACCCCGAACUGCAGAACCAGGUUGACCUUCGCUACUCUGAAGUUCACUUCCACCGUCCGAUAUUUGCCUCAACGUCAAUUACCCUGACCUUGCGAGAGGUGCAUAUCUCCAAAGAAGGGUCUACCCUUUAUGUCGAAUCACUCCAGAAUGGCAAACUCACCACUUCUGCUCAUAUCAGAAUCACCAAACCAUCAGUCGCAGGUAUCACGCUUCCAGUAGAUUGGCGUCUAUCCCCUAAGCCCUGCCCAGUCGACCUUACGAAACUCGAGACAGACAAUGACCCCAACUGGAUCUCCUACCACUGCGCCUUCUACCCCACAGGAUUCCGAAGAGGUCAGUCUUACGCCAAGAACUUCAUCCCGAGGGCACUGCCCACCGAGUUCGCAUACAUUGAGCAAUGGGUUGAACCUGGCUGGGACUAUCUUCCACUAGGCUCUCGGCCCUCUGGAACCGGCCAAGGCAAGGCAAGGUGGACCAAUGACAUGAUACAAUUCGUGGGAGACAUGGCCCUUCCUAUUCAGGAGAACUAUAUGCCACAUGAAGAGGGGGAGCCGUUGCCGCUGGGGAGCAUAGCGGCCACGCUCGAAUUUGCGAAGCGCCAGGAGAAGGCCCGCAAUGAAUCACGGAGCGAUUGGAGAGUUCUCGAUGAUGACGGCAGCAACGAAUUUCGGGGCAAAGUGCUGAAUGUCUCCUUGACUCUCUCUACGGACAUCAAGCAAAAGCUUCCCCCUGAGGGUGUCCGAUGGCUCUAUCUGCGGACUGAAUGCAAGAAAAUUAUGAAUGGCCAGAUGGAUAUGCAGGUUCUCAUUUUUAAUGAAAGGAUGGAUCUCAUUGCUAUCAGUCGUCAAGUGGCGGUUCUUGUUCCCGCGAAGUCGAAGAUUCAGAAGUUGUGA